Messenger RNA from Dendrobium catenatum, 3809 nucleotides. Its product is annotated as LRR receptor-like serine/threonine-protein kinase GHR1. The coding region runs from base 409 to 3606 and encodes 1065 amino acids. The record is from RefSeq and is a predicted model, not a curated record. Lineage: Eukaryota; Viridiplantae; Streptophyta; Magnoliopsida; Asparagales; Orchidaceae. Gene Ontology annotation, biological process: protein phosphorylation. The transcript has 3 exons. Gene Ontology annotation, molecular function: protein binding; protein kinase activity; ATP binding.
GGCAACCAGACCCAUUUUCCCACGCCUGCUUACUGUGUCUGCUCACCACUCAUCCUCUCCUGCUUCAGUCUUCUACAGUCGCUGCUUAGGUUUAGGGUUUCUUUCUCUCUCUUCAAGCUCGCAUUUUCCAUAAGCUCUUCUGGUUCUCCAGCUUAUCCUCUAUCCUUAUCUUCUUCCAUGGCGAAAGGCACUGAUGGGUUGAAAGACGAGUGCUUUUCUUACUUCUCAUAAUCCUUCGCGGCUCGGUUUAUAUCAUUUUUAACGCACUCUUCUUCUUCUUGCUCCAACAAGUUCUUUAAGCCUUUGUGAAUCCUUCUAUUCUCAGCUUCUGCAAGUGCCUUACUAAAAAUCUUAUAUUUCACCGCUUUUAAGCCAAUGCCGGAGUAGCUCUUUAGGAUUUUAGUGAAAAUGAGGUUCUUUGGGGGGACCCUAACGCUUAUCCUUUUACUUCUUCCCGUUUCAUCUCAGCUACCUUCUCAAGAUAUCAUGUCCCUUCUCGCGUUUAAGAAAGGGAUAACGCAUGAUCCCACUGGUUACAUCUCUGAUUCAUGGAAUGAAGAGUCUAUAGACUUCAAUGGCUGCCCUUCUUCUUGGAAUGGCAUUGUUUGCAACGGUGAUCGUGUUGCCGGCAUUGUGCUGGAUAACCUCGGCAUUUCUGGCACUGUGGACCUCUCAGUCUUUGGCAAUCUUACUACGCUUCUCAAGCUCUCCAUGGCCAACAACAACCUUUCCGGGACUCUGCCUGGAAAUCUGGGAGACUUCAAGAGCUUGAAGUACUUGGAUAUCUCCUGCAAUGUGUUUUCUGGGGAGAUACCGAAAGAUAUUGAGAAGCUUCAGAGCAUCCAAAAUUUGUCUUUGGCUGGGAACGGCUUCUCUGGUCCGCUGCCAGAUUCUAUAGGAGAUGUUGAUUCAGUUAGAUCUCUUGAUAUGAGCCAUAACCAUCUUUCUGGUUCCUUGCCUUCAUCCUUGAAGGGUCUUAGGUUAUUGGUGUCUUUGAAUCUUUCCUUCAAUGCAUUUGAGAAGGGGAUUCCAAGUGGUUUGGAUUUGAUAUCAAGUCUGGAAUCCAUUGAUUUUAGCUGGAAUAGAUUGGAUGGCGAUGUUGAUUGGGAAUUUCUGAUGCAGACUAGUGUUUUGAAUGUUGAUUUCAGUGGCAAUUCUCUUACAAGUUCUAAUGCAAAUGAGAUGAAAUUUUUGUCUCAGGUGUCAGAUUCUGUGAAGUAUCUCAAUCUGAGCCAUAAUCAGUUAACUGGAUCCCUAAUUGACGGAGGCGAGCUAUCUACUUUUGGGAGUUUGAGAGUAUUGGAUUUGAGCUACAAUCGGUUGUCAGGACCAUUGCCUGGAUUUGAUUAUGUGUAUGACCUUGAGAUUCUUAGGCUUGGAAACAAUGAGUUUACUGGGUUUCUACCAAAUGGGCUCCUUAAAGGUGAUACUUUGGUGCUGAAUGAAUUGGAUUUGAGUGCGAAUAAUCUCUCAGGACAUAUCGGGUUGAUAACGUCGACAACAUUACGGAUACUUAAUCUGUCCUCUAAUGCAAUAACUGGUGAACUUCCAUUGCUUACUGGGAGCUGCACAACACUUGAUUUUUCAAAAAACCAGAUUAGUGGAAACUUAUCAGUCACAGCAAAAUGGAGUAAUGACCUUGAAUUCAUUGACCUUAGCCAGAAUCAAUUGAAAGGACCUAUUCCAGAAGUAACUUCACAGUUUCUACGGCUAAAUUAUCUUAAUCUUUCCCACAACACACUUCUGAAUACUCUACCUGAGGUUCUGGUUCAGUACCCAAAACUUACUAUUCUUGACCUUAGCUCAAACCAAUUUAGUGGUCCUAUCCUUCCUGAUUUGCUUGCAUCUUCUUCAUUACAUGAGCUUCAUCUCCAAAACAAUUUACUGACAGGUGAGAUCAAGUUUUCUCCAUCAUCGCCGAAUAAACCUAGUGUUCAGGUUCUUAAUCUUGCCAACAACCAUUUUAAUGGUGUUUACCCUGAUGACUUUGCCUUCUUAACUGGCUUACAAUUGCUUGACAUAUCUGCAAACAAUUUCUCUGGUAAUUUGCCUCCCACCAUUACCAAACUCAUUUCCCUAAAUUCCUUGGACAUUUCCCAGAACCAUUUCUCAGGCCCUCUGCCAACAACAUUGCCCAGCACCCUAAUAUUCUUCAAUGCAUCAUACAACGACCUAUCUGGAAUAGUUCCACAAAACUUGAGGAAGUUUCCAGAUUCUUCUUUCCAUCCAGGAAAUUCCAAGUUGCUGUUUCCAGGUGGCUCUCCUGGAUCUGGUGGUUCUUCAUCUGGAAGUUCAACACAUAAACCCAUCAGAUCCUACAUCAAAGCAGUGAUAAUUGUCGCUUGUGUUGCUUUUAUCUUACUAAUCCUCAUUUUCAUUUUUGUGCAAUACAAAAGAACCUCAAGUAGAUCCCACAGUGAGAGGGUUGUAGACAAGAAUGCACAUAGAAUGGCCACCCCUGAUACUUCCAGGGGAAAGGGCAGCGAAGCUGGCGGUGCACUGGUUGUUUCAGCAGGAGAUUUGAUCACCCCAAGAAAAGAAUCAUCCUCUGAAAUCAUUGGCUCUGAAGAGAAAAUGUCAGCUGGUGUUGGAUUUUCGCCAUCGAAGAACAGUCGGAUCUCAUGGUCGCCUGAUUCCGGUGAGACGUAUCCGCCGGAAAACCUCGCAAGAUUGGAUGUUCGAUCACCUGAUAGAUUGGCUGGUGAUUUACAUUUCUUGGAUGAGACCAUAACCCUUACUCCAGAAGAAUUGUCAAGGGCUCCAGCUGAAGUAUUAGGAAGGAGUAGCCAUGGUACUUCUUAUAGGGCAACACUUGAUAAUGGUUUGUUCUUGACUGUAAAAUGGCUGAGGGAAGGGGUAGCAAAGCCAAAGAAGGAUUUUACUAAAGAAGCAAAAAAGUUUGCAAACAUUCGGCAUCCCAAUGUGGUUGGAUUGCGAGGUUACUAUUGGGGACCUACACAGCAUGAGAAACUCAUUUUAUCAGAUUAUAUUUCUCCUGGCAGUCUUGCUAGCUUUCUUUAUGAUCGACCUGGUAGGAGGGGGCCGCCCCUAACCUGGGCUCAGAGGCUCAAGAUCGCCGUCGAUGUUGCCCGUGGGCUAAACUACCUCCAUUUUGACCGGGCCAUGCCGCACGGCAACCUGAAAACCACCAACAUCUUAUUAGAUGGCCUCGACCUCAAUGCCAGAGUGUCGGACUACUGCCUCCACCGUCUAAUGACUCCUGCCGGAACAACCGAUCAGAUCCAUGACUCAGGUGUUCUGGGCUACUGUGCGCCGGAACUCGCCGGAGCCAAGAAGCCAACACCGUCGUUUAAAUCGGAUACAUAUGCGUUUGGAGUUGUGCUACUGGAGCUCAUAACUGGGAAAUGUGCAGGUGAUGUGGUAUCGGGUGACGAGGGUGGGAUCGAUCUGACUGACUGGGUGAGGCUAAGGGUUGCAGAAGGUCGAGGAUCGGAUUGCUUCGAUGCUGCCAUGGCUGCGGAUAUAUCGAACUCGACUUCUGUGAAAGGUAUGAAGGAGAUGCUGGGUAUAGCUUUGAGAUGUAUCCGUCCAGUUUCAGAGAGACCAGGAAUCAAAUCUGUUUAUGAGGAUCUCUCAUCGAUAUGAAUCUUCUUGUUUGUGUAAAAACCAGCGACUUUAAAAAGAAAAAAAAUCCAGGUCUGCUCUCAUCUCAAAGCUGCUAGCAAUUUUGAUUGCUUUGAGUCUGUUGAUCUUGAACAUAUCUUUUACUUUGCUGUUAUAAUUUCCUGCUCAUUGUUUCUAUUUGCUGCUGAUCUAUGAUUAAUGAAGAAGGUUGUUAAUUAUGGAAA